AUGAACCCCUCCUACAGCCCUAUCUCUAACGAUGAGGCAUCUUCAAACUCUCUGGGUGUUCCUCCCUCCUCACCCCCUCGAUUGGCCAGGCUCCGCAUCUACUGGUUGACAGCUGUUGUUUGCUGCGGUGGCAUUCUUUUCGGAUAUGACUCCGGUGUUAUUGGAGGCGUUCUCAUCUUCAACUCCUUUCUUCGCGACUUCCGAUAUACCGUCGACCAGCAGACCAGUGUCAGUUCCAUCGCCGUCGGGAUUCAACAGGCCGGGGCUCUGGUGGGAUGCUUGGCGAUAUGGCCCCUUACCAACCGUCUCGGACGUCGUUGCGCCAUGAUGAUCUGCUCUGCGAUCUUUUGUGUCGGAGUCAUCUUUGAAGUGCUCAACUCUCACGCGCUUUCGGUCUUCUACCUGGGCCGCGUCGUCUGCGGCCUGGGCAUCGGUGGAUCGGCCACCGUGAUCCCCAUUUACCUGUCGGAGAUGAGCCCCAAGGACAUGCGCGCGCGUCUGGGCAGCUGCUACCAGUUCACCUUCACCGUGGGCAUCUUAAUCUCCUAUUGGAUCGACUACGGCAUCCAAUUCAGCGACCCGACGCCGUCCCAGUGGCAGGUCCCGCUGGCGCUGCAACUGGUGCCCGGAGCACUGAUGGGGCUCGGCAUGCUGACGCUGGAAGAGAGCGUGCGCUGGCUACUUGUGCAUGGUGACUCGCACCGUGCCUGGAGCAGUCUCGUUUGGAUCCGAGCCUCGAACGGAACCGACGUUGUCGCCGAAUUUGCCGAGAUGAAACAAGGCGUCGAAGCAGACCGCCACGCCAUGGAUGGCUUUCACCCCCGCGAACUUCUCCAAUGGCGCAACGCACGCCGUCUCGCCUUGGGAACCAGUCUCUUCAUCGCGCAGCAGUCUACAGGCGCCACCGCCAUGGCCUACUUCGGGCCACAGUUCUUCGCCCUCCUUGUCGGCCAGAACAACGCCUCCCUCACCCUCCUCCUCACCGGCGUCUUCGGCGCCCUCAAAGUCCUCAGCUGCUUGAUCUUCAUCAUCUGCAUCGCCGAACGCUUCGGCCGUCGUCCCCUCCUCAUCCUCGGCGCCCUCGGAAUGUCCCUCUGCAUGCUCGCCACCGCUACGGUCGUCAAAAACGACCAUACCCAACCCAUCCCUUCUUCUACCUCCUCAUCCUCAAUCAAACCCACCGCCAUCACCACUAUCGCCCUUAUAUACCUCGACAUCAUCAUCUACAAUUUCUCCUGGGGUCCCCUCAUCUGGCCCUGCACGUCGGAACUCUUCAGCUCGCGCAUCCGCGAACCUGGCGUCGCCAUCGCUGUCGCCGCCCAGUGGCUCUCGAACUUUGCCUGGUCCUUCUCCACCCCGUAUCUCCUUGCCGGGCUGGGGUGGGCUACCUUUCUGCUUUUUGGGCUGCUUGACCUGCUGUUUUCGGGCUUCGUGGGUGUCUUUUUGCCGGAGACGGGGGGGAAGAGUCUUGAGGAGAUUGAGGCGAUGUUGGAUUCUGGGAGAUCAAUCCGUACUGGUGGUAUGGGUCAUCGAGCGUUGAUAGAGGAUGGAGAAGACAGAGGGGAAAUAGAAGAGGAGGAAGAGGGGGAAUCUGCGCCAUUGAACGGGAAAGGGUCAAGAGAAAGGGAGAGGGGUUAA
Molecule: messenger RNA, 1638 nt
Organism: Aspergillus melleus
Lineage: Eukaryota; Fungi; Ascomycota; Eurotiomycetes; Eurotiales; Aspergillaceae
Product: sugar porter family MFS transporter
Exons: 2
Coding region: 1-1638 (545 amino acids)
Biological process (GO): transmembrane transport; carbohydrate transport
Cellular component (GO): membrane
Molecular function (GO): carbohydrate:proton symporter activity
Source: RefSeq, a predicted model, not a curated record